Molecule: messenger RNA, 1094 nt
Organism: Liolophura sinensis
Lineage: Eukaryota; Metazoa; Mollusca; Polyplacophora; Chitonida; Chitonidae
Exons: 9
Coding region: 1-1005 (334 amino acids)
Source: RefSeq, a predicted model, not a curated record
AUGGUAUGCAAAGAUGUGCACGGGAGACAAUACUUCUAUUUGUUGUAUCUCGUUCUGGUCUCAGGUGGCGACCGGCGAACAUUGACUCCCUCUGGCUGUGUGUUGGAAAACAACCGUAUCUGGGACUUCUCCCGUGCCGCUGCCGUGGGUUCCCACGGAAUCGCUCUGGGUGGUGUGGGAACCCACGUCCAGUACAACGAGGUUACUGGGGGGCGGUAUACCGGUGUGUGGUGGGGGGGAAAUGAUCAUGUAAUACGUCGUAACCACUUACAUCACCUGUGCACGGGAUCUAGCGAUUGUGGAGGAAUUCACGCAGAUAGAGAUUGGACUUUCAGAGGUAACGUGAUACAGCAGAACCACAUCCACCACGUGUUGCGGUUUUACCCUGGUGCCCAGGUCCGGGGUGUUAUGCUGGAUGACCAGUACUCCAGUGUUCUCAUCGAGGGCAAUGUGUUUCACGAUAACGAGAUUCAUUUCAACAUUGGUGGCGGACGAGACAACAUAGCGCGAUAUAACGUCUUCUACAACGCUCACUCCGCCUCAGUGGGUAUGGACGGUAGAGGGAUUAAUGGCGGUAGUAACGACAAGCAGCUGCACGAUCGUCUCAAGACGGUUCCGUACACGACUGGCAUUUGGGCGCAGAAAUACCCGGAGUUAGCUCGGAUUGACCACGAGGCUCCAGGGGAACCCAGAGGAAAUCAGAUCUACAAGAACGUUCUUUACCACGGACUGGCGUCACACAACUUCAACUAUCACGGAUCUUCCCUUCAGAAGUCCGAGUUUUUCAACAUUCAUGAUAACUUUGUGGACACUCAUACAUCCGAUUUUAACGACCGAGGGACAGGUGAUUACAGAGUGAUUUGCAAAGCAGGAACCUGGGCUGUUCAGCAGCACUUUCCUCAACCCCCAACAGAGGCAGAAGUUGGUCCUCAUCUUCCCUAUGGACCCAAAUUCAAACAUGGAACGGUCCACACCAAGUCCAAUGGCGCACUAAAACACUGCUGAUCAAGGCCAGGACAACACCAGAAAUCGCCCGCAUUUAAAAUUGUACGAACCAAAAGUAAUGCUUUUCCCUUUGAAAUAAAAUUAGGCUG